Molecule: messenger RNA, 738 nt
Organism: Lolium perenne
Lineage: Eukaryota; Viridiplantae; Streptophyta; Magnoliopsida; Poales; Poaceae
Source: RefSeq, a predicted model, not a curated record
UUCCAGGGUUUGAUUAGCCAUUUGACAAUUACUGCAUCUUUGGAAAUUUUGUUGAAUUGAACUUUCAUCAGAGAAUGACUCUUAGAAAUGUCACUGAAGUGUUACCAAGGCCAACCACUAAGGAGUACGUUUGCACACUUGACGAAACUAAUGUGACACCAUCUGGAGAGUGCUUCUUGGAGUUUACCGCGCAGUACACACGUUCCUUCCUGUUUAAGUUCAUGAUGGACAGUCACUGCGUAAGACUUGGAAUCACAGCAAGAGCACAAGAAGUCAGUGUGGCUGUUUGCACACCUACAAGUAAUUUAAAGAAGUACUGUCGGAUGAAGUUGCAAGAUUCUGGGAAGGCUAUGAUCUACAACAAGUCGUGGACAUAUGCAGUGAAGGCAUUCAAUUUAAAGGAGGGAGAUGUUUGCAUGUUUACGUUCAUAGAUGACAGGGAAGUUCCAUGGCGCCGGAGAUAUCCAUUCUCAUGGUUGAGGAUGGAGAUCCUGAAGCUUGAGGAAGAGUAAUGAGGGACUAGCUGAAGUGUUCUUCUUGUCUGAAUGUUGCUGGUUGUACAGAAUCUGUUUUUCUUCUCUGGAUGCUGCUGGUAGUACUGAAUCUAUUUUGGGCUGAAGUGUUUUUCUUCUUUGGUAGAUAUAUGAUGCUAGUAGUAGCUUAUAUGACAUGACAUGUUCAAUUGUGGUGAUAUACACUCCUUUGGUACAUAUGAUAUAGUGAGGUAUUUGAUUUGUA